CGAAACCCUUUUACCCACUUGUUCGAGACGACGAUCUACCCGCGAUUUUAUUGGAUGAGGUACGUGGGUCAUAGCGUUGCCCAUCGAAGUUGUAGACGGGGUGGCGAAAAAUAAUUCCGCGGGCGUAAAUGGACGGUUCUGUUGGACUCCGGUUGGGUAGUCUUGGCGGCAUCAACGGUUCACACCGGUUCAUCUUUUAUGGUUCGGCCGCGAAUGCGUGCGGCGAUUGACUACUCCUUGAAGGAGAUAUCUUCCACAUCGAAUCGACAUCUAGAUCGAUUUAGGUGAUGCCACCUCUGCUGUCGCGUUUGAAGAGAUUAAGGCAAGCCGCAACAUCCGACGGUGGGCUGCGGCCGCGCACGCGGGACGUGGUCGCAAUCUACUCCGCUUUUCCCUAUUCCGCUGGCGACCCGCAUCCUGUGUCGCGCUCCGCCGACCCUGAAAUGGCACUGCCCCGCCGAGCACGUCGCCUCCUUUCCCCCGCAACAGUAAGCCGCACACGGGUCCACCCUGCAAAACAUGUGGGCCGCAGCUGCUUCGCCCCCGUUACCUCCUUUAUAAACCUCACAAGUCGGCGACACCCGCACCGGCUUCCGCAGACAACAGCUCGUUGUCUUCCAGCUUCCGCCAAUUCCACCAUCUCAACAAGACAACCUGUCGUUGUCUUCUGCUUGCUAUCUGCGGGCCCAUGAAUGCUUGGUCCGACCUCCCGAUGGAGCUUCUCGGCUCCAUCCUCGAACGCCUCCCCGUUGCAGACCGAAUCCGCUUCGCCGCCGUCUGCUCCUCUUGGCGCUCCGCCUCCGGCGCCCCCCUCGGCUGCCCGCCCCCGCCACAGUCCCCCUGGCUCAUGCUCCCCUUCAACCCCACCUGCACUCCCACCGGCUCCGCCGCCGCCUUCUUCAGCAUCGCUGACCGCAAGGCCUACAGGCUCCCCCUCCCCGACCCGCCCGUUUCCGACCGCCUCGUCGUCGGCUCCUCCCACGGUUGGCUCGUCACCGCCGACGCAGACUCCGAGCUCCAGCUCCUGAACCCAUUGAUGGGAGAGCAAGUCCGGCUCCCUUCCAUCACCACCUUCCCCUUCGUCGACGCCGUCCGUGACGAGCGCGGCCGUGUCACCCGCUACUCACUCUGCUUCGGGGACGACAUCCCGCCCGAGCCGUUCGAGCCGGACAGGCUGAGGUACUUCUUCUACGAGAAAGCCGUCCUCUCCUCACCUCCGUCUCGCUCCUCUUGCUCCUCUUCUUGGGGAGGCUACACCGUGAUGCUAAUUCACAACCCCCUGUUCGGGCUGGCCUUUGCGAGGGCCGGCGACGAGUCGUGGACGCUCAUCGACACCCCGUCGCUAUACUGGGUAGACGCCAUCUGUUCUUCCAGCGGGCAGUUCCUGACGCUGGAGUCCAUGGGCAGGGUCGAGACUUGGGAGCUGGACGGCGGACCCCUCCCCGCUUCCACCCUGGUCGCCCCCAGGUUGGGCAUCUACGACUGCUCCAAGUACCUGGUGGAGCUGCCGCGGGGGCAGCUGUUGCAGGUCUACCGAUGGAAGGACCCGGUGCAGUCCAAUUGCAAGUGGGAGCCUCGCCCGCUCUACGUGGAGUGCGUCACUACCAGGGUGAAGGUGUUCAGGUUGAAGGUAGACGAUGUCAAGGGAUGCGUCUGGGUUGAGAACGAGGGCGAGAAUUUGCAGGAAUUCGCGUUGUUCUUGGGGAAGAACAGCUCGAUGUGCGUCAAGGUGAGGGAGUGCCCUGAGCUGAGAGGGAACUGCAUCUAUCUCACGGAUGAUGGCUCGUGGUCGUAUGAGAAGUGCCAUGAAGUGCUUCCAGAUGUGGGGGUGUUCGACCUGAAGGAGAAGAGCCUCAAGCCCUGUGGUGGCUAUAAUUUCCAGUGGAUAUGGCCUCCUCCCGCUUGGAUAAUUCCCACUGUGACCUAAAAAGAACAUGAUUAAGUAGUACCUUUAUAUUUCUUUCUUAUGCAAUUGGAAGUGUGACUGCAAGUUCAAGUGCAAUUGGAAGGAUUCCAAAAUCAUGUUCUGGUUGUUGAUCUUCAUCGCCGAGAACAUGUCGACAGUCCCUGUAUCUUCUGCACCGGGCUGGUCGACCGACGUUGUGUCGCCGGUGAGGCAAUGUAGAUCAUGAGUCAAAUACUCCAUACCGUUCCUUACACAUCAAGCUUUAGCUGAAUACAAUGUGGGAUCAUUGUAACCAAUCAUAGUAGCAAUAAGAUACAGGUGUUUUGACCUCUA
Molecule: messenger RNA, 2239 nt
Organism: Musa acuminata AAA Group (dessert banana)
Lineage: Eukaryota; Viridiplantae; Streptophyta; Magnoliopsida; Zingiberales; Musaceae
Product: F-box protein SKIP23-like
Exons: 1
Coding region: 689-1927 (412 amino acids)
Molecular function (GO): protein binding
Source: RefSeq, a predicted model, not a curated record